AUGGCAACGAAAGGAAGAACAGGGAGAAGACGAAAACGUAAGAAAAAUGGCAAUUAUUACAACGAACAUGGACGUGCAAUCUAUGAACCUGAAUACAUAGCCCUUUUCAAAUGGGCAAAAGAGAAUGGAAUUUCUUUUGGAAAGCUACGUCCCGCUUGCUUUACACAAACAGGAAGGGGCUUAAUGACUUGUAAAAAACUAAGAAGUGAUGAUCUAGUGAUCUCUGUUCCAUCGCACAUGCUCAUUACAUCAAAAACAGCUGAACAAAGUCACAUCGGAAAAAAGUUGGCCAAACUGAAGCCUGCUCUGUCCGCCAAAAACCUCUUGUACGUCUUUAUUUUGCAUGAAAAAUAUCGAGAGAAAAGAUCAUUCUGGUAUCCGUAUAUCACUACGUUGCCAAGAUAUUUCAAUACCCCCGCAUAUUUCAGUGAAAAGGAAAUAUAUGCUCUUCCUGUAAGUUUGCAACAGGAGUUUAUGUGUCAUAUCUUAACUGUUCAAGAAACUUAUAAGGAGCUUAAAGAAUUCUUUGCGAGGCACAUUUCUGCUCUGGAUAAAAAUUUUGUGGAGUUUUUUACAUUUGAGGAGUUCAAAUGGGUGUGGUGUGUGGUAAACACCAGGUCUGUUUAUAAACCGGACAUUACAAAUACAGAUAAAGCUGGAAUGGCAGCAACUUGGACUGAUGACAACUAUGCACUUGCUCCCAUUCUGGAUUUACUGAAUCACACAGACGUGGCAGAGGUCAGUAAUGUUGAAGUCAAUGAUACAAAUGUUGCUGCUGGUUAUCAGCUGUCUCUUAGACUUUGUCCUAUUACAAAUGUGACGGCAGGAUAUUAUGUCACCUAAUAUAUGAUCAUCUUUUAACAGAUUUCCCAUGAACAUGUGAGGAUGAUGCUGUCCUUCCAUUAAUCAUAACUUUUGACCACAAUAACAUUUUCCCUCUCUCAGCCCUUAAGCCUUUUUUUCUUUUCACCAUUUGAAAAUGGCAUGUUUUUAUAAGACAAAUCAAAUAAGGUUUAUUAGGGUUGUGACAAAUCAGAUGAAAUCCACCAAUCACCGCAGACAUACACUGACCUCAGUUUGACCGUCGUGUUUUCUAAGAGUGAGUAUCCUGAACUUACUGCCGGCAUUAUCUUGAGAGGGUAGCGAAUAACGCGAUUAUGGAAUCGAGGCUAAAUAUGAAACUGAGAUAUGAUCUUAUUGGGUGGACCUGACCUGGUUUGACUGUAAGCCUUUUUUUUCUUUUCACUAUUUGAAAAUGGCAUGUUUUUAUUGAGUUUCUAGGGUUUAUAACUUAUUAGUUUAUGUAAAUAAUAAUAUUAUUAUUAUAUUAUAUUAUUAUAAUUAUAAUAUUAUUAUUAUUAUUAUAAUCAUAGCUAUAACAAAAUUGUCAAAUCUGAUUGGCUCUCAACUGCCCUGAUUUCAGCCUUAAUUGGACAGUUUAAUAGGACAGUACGCCAUGCCUAAGUAAUUGGACAGUACGCGCCAUCACGCGCGCGCUUAAAUGGCUUUUUUUUUUCACUGCUAGCAAAACAAAAUUUCGAAUUUCUUGUGUUUGGUUUAAAAAAUAGCCUAUUGUAUCACAAAUUUUGUUAAAGUAAUGAUUAAUUGGUAACAGAACUUCGUGUCAUCCAAUUCAGUCUGUAAUUAUACUCGUGAUUAAACAAGUCGGACUCCCACUACGCGGUCGUCCGAUUUUGUUAAUCACUUGUAUGAUUACAGACCGAAUUGGACUCCACUCAGUCCUGUUACCAUUACUUAUUAUUAUUAUUAUUAUUAUUUGUCAAAAAGAGUGGGUAAUGAUAACAAAAUGACCUAGAGGUAAUGUUUUGUGAUAUACCUUCCAGGUUCAAGCUGGCUUCAACCAAGAAAAUGACUGUUAUGAAAUUCGCACUUUAUCAGGAUACAACAAGAGUACCCAGGUAUUCAUAAACUAUGGCCCCCAUGACAACAGAAAGUUGCUUAUGGAAUAUGGCUUCAUUCUACCCAAAAACAUGCACAAUACAGUGCCAGUCUCAAAAGAUUUAGUAUUCUCGCUUGUAAUGCCUGAAAUGCGUGGAAUUUCACAAAGGAAGAGAGAAUUAAUGUCAUGUAACCAACUGGAUAAGGACCUCUGCUGUUCUGAGGAAAAUGGCUUGUCUUGGAGUUCCCUAGUUUUGUUAAGAAUUCUUGCAAUGGAUGAAGAUAACUUCAAAAAAGACUGGGAUAGAGUUCUGACUGGAGAGAGUCUUGGCAAAGAAGUAGAGUUAAGAGUAUCACAUUGGAUUAAAUGCUUAAUUGAAAGAGUGUUACAGUCUUAUCAGGAAGCUGACAAAGGCAUUGCUGCCCAUUUAAUGAGUCAUAAUAAUUUGUCAGUCAAUAUGCGACUUGCAUUGCAGUUGCAGUACCAAGAAAAACAGAUUUUGGAAAAUGCAUUACAGAUGGUGAAACUUUCUUGA
Porites lobata is the source of this 2435-nucleotide messenger RNA. NCBI's taxonomy places the organism in Eukaryota, Metazoa, Cnidaria, Anthozoa, Scleractinia, Poritidae. The record is from the annotation of a GenBank genome assembly.